AUGGCAUCGGCGGCUGCGGAGCUGGUGAUGGAGCGGGAGCGCGAUCCCCAGAUAAUCGACGCCCUCGAGGCGAAUCGCAGCUUCGUGGGCGCGGAGGCGCUGGUGCGCAUGGCGCUGGACCAGUACGCUCAAAUCCUGACCACCGUCUCGGACCCGCGGGUGAACGACUGGCCGCUCAUGGACUCGCCGAUCCCGACCUUCCUCAUCGUCGUAUUCUACCUCUACAGCGUCACCAUCCUUGGACCGCGGCUCAUGGCCAACCGCAAGCCCUUCCAACUCAGGACCACGCUCGUCGCUUACAAUGCUUUCCAAGUUAUCUUUUCCCUAGCCAUGCUUUACGAGCACCUGAUGUCCGGAUGGCUCACCGAUUAUAGCUACAAGUGCCAACCGGUCGAUUACUCGCACAAUCCGUCAGCUCUGCGGAUGGCCAAUCUGUGCUGGUGGUACUUCAUCAGCAAGUUCACAGAGUUUGCCGACACGAUAUUCUUCGUGCUGCGCAAGAAGGACAGCCAGGUGUCGUUCCUGCACCUGUACCACCACUCGCUGACCCCCCUGGAGACGUGGAUCUGCGUCAAGUUCAUCGCGGGUGGGCACGGCACCCUCGGCAACCUCAUCAACAACGCCGUGCACGUGGUGAUGUACUCGUACUACGCGCUCGCGGCCGCCGGUCCCGAGUACCAGAAGUACCUCUGGUGGAAGAAGCACCUGACCACCGUCCAGCUGGUGCAGUUCUUCCUGGUGUUCGUGCACAGCGCCCAGGCGCUGGUCUUCGACUGCGGCUACCCGAGACUCAUCGCCGCCCUCCUGCUGCUCCACUCCACCAUCUUCUUCGUGCUGUUCUACGACUUCUAUCUCAAGGCUUACCAGCGAACGCAGCAGGCGACGGCGGUCAAGUCGGACUAG
Phymastichus coffea is the source of this 903-nucleotide messenger RNA. Its product is annotated as elongation of very long chain fatty acids protein AAEL008004-like. Gene Ontology annotation, cellular component: endoplasmic reticulum membrane. Lineage: Eukaryota; Metazoa; Arthropoda; Insecta; Hymenoptera; Eulophidae. Gene Ontology annotation, molecular function: fatty acid elongase activity. Bases 1 to 903 code for a protein of 300 amino acids. Gene Ontology annotation, biological process: very long-chain fatty acid biosynthetic process; fatty acid elongation, saturated fatty acid; sphingolipid biosynthetic process. The transcript has 4 exons. The record is from RefSeq and is a predicted model, not a curated record.